GAUAAGGACAACGCGGGCUCCUCAGCAGCACUGGGACUAGGCACCGCCGCAAGCACGCCCCUUACCUUGAACGCGAACGAUAUCCUACCUUGCAGAGCAGCUCAACAGUGCUCGAGCCGCACAGCUGCUGCUCCAACGCAAUCGCGAAUUUUUUUCCUGAAAAACAUUGUUGCACCUUUCAUUAAACGUGGACCUAACACCACCUUACUACCUUGACAUGGGAGACAUGGGGGAUCCGCCUAAAAAAAAACGACUGAUUUCUUUAUGCGUUGGAUGCGGAAAUCAAAUUCAAGAUCAGUAUAUUCUGAGGGUCUCUCCAGAUCUAGAAUGGCAUGCAGCAUGUUUGAAAUGUGCAGAAUGCAAUCAAUAUUUGGACGAGUCUUGCACCUGCUUUGUUAGAGACGGGAAAACCUAUUGCAAAAGGGACUACAUCAGGUUAUAUGGGAUCAAGUGCGCUAAAUGCAACAUAGGUUUCAGCAAGAAUGAUUUCGUCAUGAGAGCGCGCUCCAAGGUGUACCAUAUCGAGUGUUUUCGGUGUGUGGCCUGCAGCCGGCAGCUUAUCCCCGGGGACGAGUUUGCUCUAAGAGAAGAUGGCCUGUUUUGCAGGGCAGACCACGACGUUGUGGAGCGGGCAACAAUGGGGGCAGGGGACCCCCUUAGUCCACUACACCCCGCAAGACCUUUACAGAUGGCGGCAGAGCCCAUAUCUGCCAGACAACCUGCACUUCGCCCGCACGUUCACAAGCAGCCGGAGAAAACGACUCGGAUUAGGACGGUACUCAACGAGAAACAGCUUCACACUUUGAGAACUUGUUACAACGCCAACCCGAGACCAGACGCCCUCAUGAAGGAGCAGCUGGUGGAAAUGACGGGCCUUAGUCCCAGAGUCAUCAGGGUCUGGUUUCAAAAUAAGCGAUGCAAGGACAAAAAGAGGAGUAUUCUAAUGAAACAACUCCAGCAACAGCAACCCAAUGACAAAACGAAUAUCCAGGGGUUGACAGGGACUCCUAUGGUGGCUGCUAGUCCAGAGAGACACGACGGUGGUUUGCAGGCAAACCCAGUGGAGGUGCAGAGUUACCAACCGCCUUGGAAAGUACUGAGCGACUUCGCACUGCAGAGUGACAUAGACCAGCCUGCAUUUCAGCAAUUGGUCAGUUUUUCGGAAGGAGGACCGGGUUCUAAUUCGACCGGGAGUGAAGCUGCAUCCAUGUCAUCUCAGCUGCCAGAUACACCAAACAGCAUGGUAUCGAGUCCUAUAGAGGCAUGAAAGGGUGGAUUUAUAACCCAUUUCAAAUGCCCGAAUAUAGGAGGCGUUGGAAAACGGGACAUAUGAACUACGGCCCAGACCAGUGGUGCGAUCUGGUUUUUACAUACAAAAGUGAACUUAUCAACUGCACGAAGCCUCUUUAUUUAAACAACCGCUGGUUUUAUGUGUGUACACUGUGAAGACAAUCAUGGGAAUAACCAAGGAGCCAAAACCUGCUUCGACAACAUCCAAGAAAUCGUUCUGAAUAACCUACGAGAAGAUGUCCAUGGUGUAAAUGCUAUGUGCUGCACGGAAACAGAGAAUAUGUGCAAGCAUUUUGACAAGAACAAAUGGAUAGGCAUUGUCUCAUCAUGUUUAAAUUGGUCGGCCUGUUAGGAUGGUUACAGCCCUGUCAAAAAAAGGAAGAAGAAAAAAAACAAAAACAAACGGAAAGUCCGUUGGCCUAUUUGAAAUCGGUACCUAAGGUACAGGAUAUAUGAUGGUGCAAUCUGAAAUUCAGAUUGACACAUCCUUGCGCGCAAUGUUUGAUUUUCAACCCAAGGACGCAUCAGUGCCGUUUCAUGAGAUCACAAACCACAACAUAACGUUUGGAUGGGGAUCGCGGAUAGGCCUAUCCCUUGUCAUCUUGUGUUGAAUUAUCUCUUUAAAAGCCCAAGUACUAAAGCAUUUCAACAAGGUAUACCUCUAUUUUGCCACAAGCUUCAUGGGAAUAUUGUGUGUGAGUUUGUGUCCAUCCAAUGACCUUUUCCCAAAGAUGUGUAGAUAUUGGUUAAAACGUUGAUUAGUUCUGGAUUUUUGUUCUGUCCUUGAACGGCAAAAAUAAAAUAUAUAGAUAAUUUAUUAUUUAUUGUCGAAAGACGUGCCACUUUUCAUAUAUCUCUGUUUGCUGAAGAAAAACGACAAGCCGUGGUCUGAAUUAUCUUAGAAUUGUCUUUGCGUGGUCUUUGAAUUAUCUGUCUAAUUUUUCGUGUCCUGUCCUUUCUUGAAGACUAUGUAAACAAGGCCAUAUGUCGAAAUAUCUCGCCAGGACUAUUUCACAAUAAAAAUUUUGACAGAAGUCAAAAGUUUAUAUUAUUUAAAGUUUUUUAUUUAUUUUUUAAUUUGUUGUAAUUUGACAGUAUAAACACGUAAAUUCAGAAUUCUCAAGUGGGCUAUUUCUCACAGCAUUCAAAUUCAUUAUGAAACCUUCAGCGUUAUCGCAUAUUUGGUUUGUUACAGUAUACCAAAAAAGAAGGUAAUCUUCCCUUUGCACUUUGCCUUUAAUUUUAACAUUAAAUUUUUGUUUCGCUCUUAGCCCCAACAACAAUUAACGUACAUGUCUUGGAACACUUCUCAAAAAGUAAAUUUGUGAAAAUAAUUAGAUAUACGUGAAAAUUGUAAGAUAAAAUAAACUAUAGGCUAAUCAAAACAGUUCUGGCUAUAGGUCCAUAAGACUUGGUAAUGAAUUCCAUACAUGCAACUUUAAUAAUAAGGAUAUUAUGAAAAAUGAUUCCUGUAUUCUGAGAAAAGUAAUUUCUACCAAUGGUUAAGCCAUUGUAAUUUUUUUUCAUUGGUUAUGAAGUUUUAAAAUCAUUAAUUGAGGCAGACCAAAUAGCGUAUACAUUAAUUGUGCCCAAGUUUGUGUUUGUGGUGCAUUAUGGUGAAGUUGCAAUGCAGCAAAUGCUGAAUCGAUGGAACAAAGUGAUGUUUUAAAACCGAUUUUAUUUCACCUUGCUUACAUUUAUAUCAUUGACGUGAAAAUGUAUCUUAACAGAUGUGUCACUGUAAUGUCUCAAUGCCGAUGGAAUGAACUGUUGGUUAUCUGCAAGUCAUGGCUCAUGGAAUAGGAGGUCCCGUAAAUUAAUUCGCUCAUUCAUUCAGCUCAUUGCAAAAACGAAUGACAAAAUGCAAGCACAAAUCGUCUAAAAUAAGUAAAGGCAUGGACACACAAUUUUACAAUUCUUAAAAAGGAAUUCAUGCAAAUCUCCAUAUAGUAGGAUACAUCAUAAUGACUUGUCUAUAACCCAUCCCGAUAAAAAAAAAAUAUAGAAUAACCACGCCAAAACAAGUCGGCAGGCAUACUUAAAUACCCCUGUUUAUUUGUUAUUUUUGUUUUGUGUGUGUGCGUGCGUGUGUGUGUAAUUGUAUUUUUUUCUGCAAUUGACUCCACUAAUAUAACAAGUUUAAGGAGAAACUUGAUACUGUGAUACACACAUAUGCACGCCGGCAUGUGCAGCGUGCGAAACUACGUUAAUUAAAGCCGCCCUGUCCCGCCGUCUUGUCCAGUGCCACCAUGUGCUGUAACGGUGUCUCAAGCACUCUUUGAUUAAAAGUAACCUAUUUGAUUAAACUGUGCUGCGUCCUCAAAGCUUAAAUUAUGUCAGUUGAACAAUAUUUGUUCCGCCUUUUCCAUAAAUUAGCCGAAUUAGGGAAUGCCCUAUGGAUUUCCGAAAGCAGGGGUCUUAAACUCAAAUCCUGGAGGGCCGCUAUGUGUGCUGGUUUUUGAUGUGUCGCUUAAAUGUAAUCGCUGGUUGGCUAAGGAGUCUGCCCACGUUGUUUCCAAGGUCUAAACAGGCUGCUGAUUGACAGAGAAAUAGCAAAAACCAGCAGAGUCUGUAGCCUUCCAGGACUGGAGUUUGAGGCCCCUGGCUUCCCCAAAUGGGUAAGCCCAGCCCUGUUUCUGGAGAUAUGCCUUCUUCCAGCUCUUCACUCCAACCCUAACAGAGCACUCCUCAUUCAGCAGCUAGAAAUCUAAUUGAACUGCUGAUUAGUAGAACCAGGUCAGAUCGGUUAGUGUUGAAAUAAAAACCUAUUGAAAAAAAGAGGGUUGGGCAGCCCUGGGCAAGAAAAUAAGGACCCUUACCUUUUCAUUUCCUUCUGAAAUUGUUCAGGUGGGUGAAACACAAAGACUCGUCCAAGUUAUGAUGACGUCCUUUGUCCAGGGUAGUGCAAGGAUGGCUGUAUUUUUUUUUUUCUGGAUUUCAUUUCAACUUAACCUUUUACAUGACCUGAUUUUAUGUACAUGUCUUGAAUGGCAGCAGAAGACUGUUGUGUCACUGUAUGAAACAUUUUACGGCGAGAUACCAGUAAUCUAUAACUGAAUGACUUUAGUGUGCUGGCUAAUUGAAUCAGGGUAGUUGGUGGAAAUAAAAACAUGCAUACAAACUGGCCAUCCAGGAAUGGAAUUUGUCUCUUCUGAUCUGAAGACAAAUGUAUUGUAGCUCAUCUCUGUAAUCAGGUGGAUAGUCUUGUAAACCCCCAAGCUAAACAAUCCAUAAAAAAACAUUGCAAGGCCUUCACUUUGAUGUUGGAUUUUGGAUGCUUGAGGGGUUAAAUGGAUUAAAUGGACUGCAUUUAUGUAUGCUUGAGUGGUUGCCUUCACAUAUCCAUGAUGUAUAUUCACAUAUUCAUUCAUGAUUUCCACAGUAGGGGGUUUUAAUUGGAAAGUCUGUAUAGACCAUAUAUUGUUUUACAGAAGGGCAGUUGUGUUUUAUAUAAAAGCACAACUGCAAGCACUGACUUGAAAUACUUUGCCCUUGUGGCCUACAUCAAUUAAGAUAACAAAUGCAAUUGCUUGGAGGGUUCUCACUCCAACCUGAAUUUGGCACACCUGAUUAUACUAACUAGCAGCUCAAUGAGAUCUCUAGUUGGCAAAUGAAGUGUGCUUUGGUAGGGUUGGAGUGAGAACCCACAGGAUGGUACAUCUCUGGGAACAGGGUUGGGGAGCCCUGUCUUUGGCAAUUACCUUUACUCGACCAUUUGGGUGAGAAACCAUACUUUUUUAUUUCUGCUCCCAAAACCCCCACAGAGCUUGUACACAGCUGUGCUGCAGUCAGAAGCUGAACCUGAAUCACGUUUACAUUGAAAAUGUAAUCAUAGUUUCCUUCGUGGACUUCUUUGGGCAUGUCUAACAACAGAAUUGACAAAACAGGUCAGCAAUCAAUCAGCAGUGAGUGUACCUUGUCAUAACUGAGAACAAGAUCCUUGUCACAUCCUCCUUACUGGCUCUUUGUUUUGUUGCUUCGUGAAUUCAAUAUACAGCUUUUAC
This is a messenger RNA of Anguilla anguilla (European eel), 5294 nucleotides long. RefSeq names its product insulin gene enhancer protein isl-1-like. Gene Ontology annotation, cellular component: nucleus. The coding region runs from base 218 to 1267 and encodes 349 amino acids. Gene Ontology annotation, biological process: positive regulation of transcription by RNA polymerase II; axonogenesis; neuron fate specification. The transcript has 6 exons. Lineage: Eukaryota; Metazoa; Chordata; Actinopteri; Anguilliformes; Anguillidae. Gene Ontology annotation, molecular function: cis-regulatory region sequence-specific DNA binding; DNA-binding transcription factor activity, RNA polymerase II-specific. The record is from RefSeq and is a predicted model, not a curated record.